Molecule: messenger RNA, 843 nt
Organism: Plasmodium vinckei vinckei
Lineage: Eukaryota; Apicomplexa; Aconoidasida; Haemosporida; Plasmodiidae
Product: fam-a protein
Exons: 6
Coding region: 1-843 (280 amino acids)
Source: RefSeq, a predicted model, not a curated record
AUGAAUAAAGUAUAUGUUAAGGUUGGUUUAGCACUUUUAAGUCUCGCAGGAUAUAUGCAAAAUGUAGCAAUUUCAAGCGAAGCUUCUAGAAAUAGUGCUAGUCAUUCCUCUGGCCUCCGCCAAAAUAAUGACGCAAGAUUUAAGAAACACAAAAACAUCGUAUGUGAAAACAUUGAUGAAGCUUUACUAGCAUUAAAGAAUAUAAACGAUGCUUCAGAACUUUUACUAAAACUUGCUGAGAAUACGGAUGGUUAUUCGGCCUAUUCCACAGAUAAUAAAAACGGAACUGUAUAUUCUAAGAAAAUUGGAAAUGUAGAUAUUGGAAAGCUUCAUGUUACCAUUCCAUCUUCCUCUAAAUACGAAGAUGUAUUAAGGAAUCUCUGGGAUUACAAUGAUCCCACAAAAACAUAUAAAAAGUUUAUUAAUGGGAAUAUUGCUCGUAUAUACUGCAAAUAUUUAAUCAUAGUUGAAAAAAAAAACAGAGAUCCUGUUUAUAGAUCCCUUGUAAAAAAAUAUGCUUUAGCUUCAAUAGUUAAGCAAUCAGAUGACAUAGCUGUAAUUGUUUGUCCUUCAAGAAUUUUAAAUUAUCUCGGUGAAAUCAAUGAUGAACCUAAUAUGAAAGAAAUAUUAGAAAAUACACAACCAAUCGAAACAGGCAUUGGUGCUGAGGAAGCGUUAACCAAAUUGGCUAAUAACCUAUCCGGGUUUAUAAUUAAAAAACGCGACGAUGACGUUGAAGUUACUUAUAUCAACGCUAUUUUUGAGCAUGACAAUUCCGCCGCCGAUAAAAGAUAUAGAAAUAUAACAUAUAGAAAUAUUCUAAGAUUAGCAAAGCGCAUUUGA